Salvelinus namaycush (lake trout) is the source of this 3043-nucleotide messenger RNA. Its product is annotated as fibroleukin. NCBI's taxonomy places the organism in Eukaryota, Metazoa, Chordata, Actinopteri, Salmoniformes, Salmonidae. The record is from RefSeq and is a predicted model, not a curated record. Bases 1239 to 2480 code for a protein of 413 amino acids. The transcript has 6 exons.
AAAGUAAAGUACAGAUACUCCCAAAAACUACUUAAGUACUUAAGUACUUUACACCACUGCUAAUGAGUCGGGAUGACCCUAGUGUUAAUGGACGAAUUCCUGACUGCUCUACACUAUUGAGUGCCUAGUCUUAAGACCUGGUAGGAACUUAGUUGGUAAACACGUCCAGCAAUAAAGUAAAGGUAUGGGGGGAGGAUAUACAAGAGAGGGUAGUGCUAGAAAGGAUUUGGCCUCUUGGAGGAAAAACGUCACAAAUAUACACAUACACAUUUUUCACACAGACACACAUUAUCAGGGGAGAGUUAAAGGCAGGCACUGACUGUCAGAGGGAAAGAUAGAGAGAGAGAGAGAGAGAGAGGAGAAAAAGAGAGAGGGAGGUAGGAGGGGGAGGAACAUGUGACUUGAGCAUGUGUGUGAGAUAAGAGACAAAUGGAGAGGCGAGUAAAAAUCCAGUGUACUGAAAAUGUCUGUUCAUUUGAGAUAGGGAUGCAACUCUACAACAAGCUCCUCGAACACUCCUCUGGUUUCUGUGUCCAUAAACUGUGUGAGAGGGAGAGAGAGAGUCAGAGAGAGAGGGAGAGAGAGAGAGAGUCAGAGAGAGAGAGAGAGGGGAUGGGUCAAGGAGAUGGAUGGAUUGUGUGUGACCGUGUGUCCGUGCAUGUGUCCGUGCGUGUGUAUGUGUGAAUCAGGAGGUGUGUGCGUUAGUGCGUGCCAGACAGCAAAGAGAGGCGCAGUUAUCUAGGAAUUUGAGCCAAAAGAACCUCACUAACAGAAAGAGAGAGAGAAAGAGAAACAGAGGGAGAGAGAAAAAAUAGGAAGAGAAGUCGAGAGGAUGAAAUAGGUAUAUAGAUAGAAAGAGACAGACACAGAGAUCGGGAUUACAGUAAGAUUAGAUCAAAAAAAGAGAUAGACAUGGAGAGACAGAAAAAGAUGAAGAAGUUCACACAGAAAUAGAAGGUUAUAUGGGCAGAGAGUGGAGGGACACCAUCCAAGGCUUCAAACAAAGCAUCAAGCCGACAGACUCAGGAGUGGAGUAGAAACCCAUCAAGUACAACAAAAAAGAAAAAAUAAGGACAAGUGGCACCAAAGAGGUGUGGGCACCCAAAUCCAAGAGGCUGGCAAGGCAGAACAGCUUUAAGGUGAAAACCGGUGUCGGGAGGCACAGUAAACGGCGAAACUCAGAGGUGCCUGAGAGACUGAAUUCUGCCAGCUUUUCAAAUUCUUUUAGGAGUUUUCCCAUGAUUCUACUGGGCUCAAUCGGCGUGGUCCCACUACUGCUGUCCCUGUGUGUGGGGGCCGUGUUGUCCCCCCCAGACGCACCCCCGGUCUGUCCCCACCCCCCUUGCAGGGACAGUCUGGUGGCCGCUCCGCCUGCGAGGAUAGGGUCAGGGGGGUGUGAGGGGAGCCCGGGGACGGCGGGCUGCAGGGUGGUGGUUGCCCCCCUGGCUGCCUCCGACCCCCCUCUGAGGGAGGAACACAGACAAGAAGUCCGACAGGUCCAGCCCGAGGCAGGGGAUGUGUCGGAGCGUCUGUUCCAGUUGCAGCGAUGUAUGCAUUCCUUCCAGGAGCCGGGGGCCCCCAGGGACCAGGGAGGGAACACGCUAGUGGCCAUUCUGGCUCUGAUGGCUGCAGUGCUGACAGAGUGUGACCUCCACUGUCACAGCCAGGCCCUCAGGGCUAUGGCCAGACGACUGGAGGGGGCAGCGGUUGGGAGAGAGGGAGAGAAAGACUUGCUACUACUAUUGAGAAGCAUCACACAACACCCUCCAACAGUGGCCCCCUCAGCGAGGCUGCAUCCUCAGGACUGUGCUGAGAUCUAUCAUUUGGGGAUCAGAGAGAACGGAAUCUACACCAUCCAGCCUGACCCACACAGACCUGCAGUCGAGGCAGAGUGUGACAUGGAGACGGCAGGCGGAGGGUGGACGAUGUUCCAGCGUCGGAGAGAUGGCUCGGUGGACUUCAAUCGGACGUGGCAGGAGUACCGCGAGGGUUUUGGUUCCCCACAGGGAGAACACUGGCUAGGGAACGCAGCGCUGCAUGCUCUCACCAACACUGGUCAACACCUACUGCGUAUUCAACUGGAGGACUGGCACAAGCAGAAACGCCAAGCCACCUACAACACCUUUAGAGUGGCAACAGAGACACAGAAGUACCGUCUGACAGCACGGGAGUACUCUGGUGACGCGGGAAAUGCCCUGAGCUACAGCAAACGCUACAACCACGACGGCCGAGCGUUCAGCACCAACGACCGUGAUCACGACCGCUACACCUCGGGGAACUGUGCGCAGUACUACGGUGCGGGCUGGUGGUUCGAUGCUUGCCUGGCGGCUAACCUGAAUGGACGGUACUACCGCGGGCGCUACAGCGGGCUGACCAACGGCAUUUACUGGGGCACCUGGUACAUCCUGACAGACAGCCACAGUGGAGAGCGCUACUCCUUUAAGAGUGUGGAGAUGAAGACACGCCCACGCAACAUCUAAUAAAGAAUGACUUGGGACAGUUAAUGUGAAGUAGCAAUCUGUAAAAUGUAGGCCUACUACAACCUCUGAGCCAGGUUCUGUAUAUAUAAAUCUAGCCUGGUCCCAGAUCUGUUUGUGAUGUGCCCCAGCUAGGGAAACCCUAAUCUGGUUGCAGAGUGUGUGAAGGUUAUUGUUAACCAGCUGAUGACUGGAUGUUUGAUUCACUGGAUGAUGUUGGGAUAGUGAGCCACUAAAUCACUUCUUCCAGGUGUAAAUAUAGUGCUAAAUCGAAAAGUGUUUAGAUGUCUCUGUCCUUAUUUAUAAUCCAAGUAUGUGUUGAAGAAGUUGAAUUACACCAUUAACCAGCAGAAUAUGUGUUCAUAAAGGCUCAUGGGUUCCUCACCCCUGCUUCAUUUUUAUUAUCCAUCAUUCAAGCCAUAUACUUUGCCACCCCGCAUCUUUUUUUGUUGUGAUAUUUAAACGGCAGUAAACUUUUCAUACAGUAUGUUAUGCAAAUCUUUCCACAAAAAUGUAAUGUAGAAAUGUACAUUGACAAUCAUGGCUUUAGUAUAGAGAAAUUAUUA